This is a messenger RNA of Gilbertella persicaria, 682 nucleotides long. RefSeq lists its product as uncharacterized. The transcript has a single exon. The coding region runs from base 88 to 618 and encodes 176 amino acids. NCBI's taxonomy places the organism in Eukaryota, Fungi, Mucoromycota, Mucoromycetes, Mucorales, Choanephoraceae. The record is from RefSeq and is a predicted model, not a curated record.
AGAUCCCAUUUUUUAUGAUCGGACUGUCAACAUGACUGUUAUUUUCUUAUUCUUCCUUCACCUGCAUUUUCUCGCUUUUUUCCCUUCAUGUUUUCUUUUACUAAUACCAAAGUAGCCAAUUAUAAUAAACCGUCUUUAGCUCAUUUCAACACACUUGAAGAAGCAGAAGAAUAUGCCAAAUCACUAGCAAAGACACAGGGAUAUUGUCUCAGUCGACGUUCUUCACAACUCAACGCAGCCAAAGGUGGGCGGAAUAUCAUGUUAAAUUGUGUCCAAGGUGGUCAUUAUCGAGCCACACGCCAACCUUCCAUCAAACCCAAGAAACGCGAUAGUCUUAAAGUAGGCUGUAAAUAUUCCAUACGUAUCAGUGAACAUGAAGAUCAAUGGUAUGUCAGGCCACCCAAAAAUGAACACAAUCAUGAAGCCAAAGGUCUUUUUGAUCCGCCUGAAGAUACAUUCAAGCCAGAGAAGCAAGGCGAUUUGUUAGAUCAACGACUGUGUUUAGCAUUAUAUCAAAUUGAACACCAUAUCAAGUCAUCUAAUGAUAUCAACAGUCUAAAAGAAUUAGAGGCUUGGAUUGAAUAUAAAUAUAAACAUGGUGGUCUAUAUCCUCAAUGAUAAGUGAAUAGCAUUGUAUCAUAUCUUUAUUAGGGAGAAAAAAAUUGUAAAUAAUAAAGCUGCC